Molecule: messenger RNA, 1206 nt
Organism: Caenorhabditis elegans
Lineage: Eukaryota; Metazoa; Nematoda; Chromadorea; Rhabditida; Rhabditidae
Gene: T04B2.7
Product: DUF2780 domain-containing protein
Exons: 7
Coding region: 57-1160 (367 amino acids)
Source: RefSeq, marked reviewed
AAUCAAGAAAGAGUACAUUAACUUUCUUCAUAAUUUACACCGAUUCGAAUCAAAAUAUGGGAAAAUCGAAAUCGAAGUCAAACAGUCGCUCAAUCUCAAAAUGGAAGAAGUUCUUCUCAAAUGGUGGUGGUAAUGAGAAAACCGCGGUAACUGGUGAUUCUCACGAAGAUGAUAAACCUCCACCAGGAAAUCAAAGUCCGAACGACAAAUCAAGGGAAUCAGUUUUUUCUGGAAAUUCAAGAUCUAAGAGUUUGAUUAAGCGCCGAGGAAUUCGCGAAGAGCAGAAAACAACAGAAGACAAGAAUGUUGAGCAACCAUCACCAAAUCCGAAUUCGAAAAGUAUUGGAGAGGAGAAGAAAGAGAGAAAAGAGGAGAAGGUGAAGAAAGAUGAGAAAUUGAAGAAAGAUGAUGGAGGUGGAGGAGGUGUUGGUGGAUCGAAAACUGAAGAUGUUCCAGUGAAGAUUCCGAAGAAAAUAGAAGCUAAGAAGGAAGAACAGGAAGCGAGUGUUUUUGAGGAAGUCGCUGGACCCGCAGCACCUGCACAAUCCGGAACUCAUGGAAUCAAAAACAAAAUGCGUUGGAAGAUUGAUGUUGAUGGAGCUGAUAUCAAAGGAGAUCAGAAAAUGCCAGAAGUUAUUGAUAAGCUUGCUGCGUUGAGGAAGAAAAGUAAAAUGAAAAAGUGCAAAGUUUUGAAAGCAAAUGAGAAGGCGGGAGCUGUUGAGGACGAUGAAUCGUGUGAGGAUAUAAUCAUCAACAGUGCUCGUGUCCUCCAACUCAUCAAGCUUGAAUCUCUCAUUUCAAAAGAAAUCCCAGUGGAAGCCGAUCAAGAACUUCUUCGUGGAUUCUGUCGUAGUGGAGAUCAAGAAGAUAAAGCUGAAGUUUUCAUUGAAAAAAUCACAUUAGCGAUUUGCAACGCAAUUGUUCAGAAGAAUGAAUUUAUUCGCCAAGUAGUAGUUCCAGGAGAAUUGAGAAUGUUUGCAGUGGAUGAGAAGAAGGCUAAGCUUCCUAUUAUGGCUCUUCUUAUGGCUCGUAAGGAUCUUCUUUAUGUGUCAUGGUUGAAACCAAAUCGAGAUGUUGAGAAUACUUUGGAUGGCACCUGGUCGGGAAUGGCGAUGAAAAAGGAUUCUGGUGGUUGCCCAGUACGUAGUACUUUGCUUUGAAGAGAUCUCAAUUACUUUUCUCUCUAAAUAAACUGUUUUGAAUAUA